AUGCCGCUGAAUUUUAGCAUGGUUUCCGAUUUCUUUUACCCAAACAUGGGCGGAGUGGAAAGUCACAUCUAUCAACUAGCGCAGUGCCUUAUACAGAGAGGACAUAAGGUGAAUUCUAAUAUUGUUUAACCAGAUUUUGCGACUGCUUAGCUAAACUACAAAGUACAGGGGUUCUCAGAAUUCUUAAUUUAAAGACGUUUUUUGCUUUGCUAGUGGCCAAAUAAAACGAGCCUUGUAGGUUAGUUGCGCUGAAUUCUUGAGAAGCGCGAAACUCAGCUCCUGGCUUUUUUCUUGUCCUGUUGAUCAGAUAGGUUACCUUUAAUCCUUAUUAAUUAUCCAUCUAUCCUAAGGGGUUGCUUUAAAGUGGCAGGGUAUUACGCAGUUAAGUCCUUAAUGUAUCGGUCAAAUCGAAGCUUCAACAUGCCCCCCGGGCAAACCCCCGGGCAUUUGACUUUUUUGAAAAUUAUUGUUCAAAUUCCCCCCUACCCGGGCGAAAAUCCCGUUCAAAUGCCCCACACUGGGGUCCAUUCAGGUGAUCAAAUGCCCCCUCCCCGGGGACAUUUCACAGGCACAAAAAUGACAGAAGGACGGCAGAAAUGCCUUCAGUUGUCGAACAAAAUCUUUAUAGAUAUAACAAAAACCGAGAAACACUGUUAGCCUAUUUACUACAAACAAAAGUCUCAUGCAAAGCAGCGGAAAUCGCUGCUACAAGGUAUUAAACUGAAUGCUCAGCUUUUUUUUGUGAUGCAACAUACAAAGCAUUCUAUAAAAAAGAUCCCACCUAUUGAGAUUACUACAUCAUGACCAUUUCACUGACAUGCAUCAUCACUCACCUUAUUAAUUAACAUACUUGCAGUAGGUCAAAGUAGUUGACCUGAGCUUUUUAUUUUAUUUUAUGUUGUUGUAUUGAAUCGCCGGUAUAGGUAUUGUAUUUCGUUGUAAACACAACAAUAAAAUACAUUCAUACAUUCAAAGUCUGAAUCCAAUAUUAAAAAUUUCAAAAUUUAAAUACUUCAAAUACGGCACAAAGCUUGUUUAAGCACUUUCCUCGUAACCAACUGGCAACAAAGGCACAAUCUUUUCCAUGAAAAUCCUCUAACACCGCGUCCUCCAUGAUAGCUCGCCACGCCAAAGAUUUUACAUGAAAUCGAGGGUGCAGUUCAAAUCCCCCACCCCUAAAGCAUGGGGAUCAAAUUCCCCACCCCCUGGAAGACUCUGAUAAUCAAAUUCCCUCCUCCCCGGGACGGCAAAGGAGUCAAAUGCCCGGGGUAUGCCCGGGGGGGGCAUGUUGAAGCUUCGAUUUGACCGAUACAUAAAUCAGAUAAACUUUACUAGGACAGUAAAACACCCUGGCUAAUGUUUUGGUUCCCAGAUUGUUGUGGUCACACAUUCUUAUGACAAGAGAAGUGGAGUUCGUUAUUUAACCAACUAUCUCAAGGUACAUUUAUGAAUAAGUAUAUUUAAAAAAAGAUACAAUCUUUCCUAUGUGUAGUCUCCCUCGCAGCCAUUUUUUGGAAGUCACGCAACGUUCCCCCAAAAGAACCGUUCUUCUGGGGAGCAUUGUGUGACAUCCAAAAAUCAGCUGUGAGGGAGACUAUCCUAUGUGUGACUUUAAUUAGGAUCGUAAGGCGGGGAUGACAACAGAGAGAGAAGGGUGUGGUGGAGGGGGGACAAACUACAAAACCCUAUCUGGGGAAGAAUGAAUAUUUUCUUGAUCUGCAACCUCAAUGGUAAAGACUUACUGAGAUGCUGACACGCCUUGUUUAAAAAUCUAAGAUAGUGUUUAGGGGUUUCUUUUCAGGCCAGAUGCUAGCCUACAAAGCAGACGUAUUUUGGAGCGCGAUCCAUGAUUUGUCUUUGGGAAUGAUGUUGUCCCGCCAUCUUGGACAUUAAUACUACCAGAGAGUUGGGAUGAGUCAAAAACUGAUUUUAAGGGAGAGUUUGACGGUCCCCCCCUUCCUCCCUCAGUCUUUUCCUUUGCUUUUCAUCACUCAUAACUCCUGCAACUGCAUUUACCAAUAUUGCCAAAUUAAACAAAAGUCAUUCUGGUGAGCAUUCAUAACAACUUGCAUUUUAGAGCAUCCAAUUUUCAAAAUUUCCAGUCGCCUCUAGAAGUUUGGCCUCCUGUACUCAAAUUUUCACACAUGUGGCACCAAUGGUAAAAGCCAGCCAGCUGAAUCCCUGCAUCUCGUAAUUCUACAUUGUAAAUGCUACCAAAACCCUGUGUAUUUUAUGCUUCAGUAGCAUUUACAAGGUUAGAAUUGUUUCUUUGAGACGUUCCAGUUUUCUACAGCGGCAACAACUCCCUGCCCUUUUCAUUUAGGAAGGUAUAUUCACUGGCCAGGCCUGUGCUACUUGUGGAAUAUGGAGUGAAAAUUAAGCCCAGUCUGCACUCCCUCUGGGGGCCUGUUUACAGACUGAGUAUUCAUAACAACUUUAUUUGUUGUAUUUAAGGUUUAUUAUCUUCCCUUUGGUACCUUUCAUAACCAAUGUGCAUUACCGACUCUUUAUACAACACUGCCAUUAAUGAGAUGUAUAUUUCUUCGCGAAAAGAUUACAAUAGUACAUGGACACUCAGUAAGUCUUCAAAUGAUCAUUAUUAUUUUUUUGUUGAUGUUGUUUUGUUAAUAAUGAGAGCCCCUUGUGACAUACAUUGUAUCAUUGAUAAACUGCAAGAUUCUCCAUUGCUUUGUCUGCAUUUGUAAAUCAAAGGGAGAAUUUCACCUUUGAUUUGAUCAAGAAUCACUAAGGGCCUUAUUCAUCUGUUACUUAGUAUAUGUAUCCUAAUAGGGAUAAACAUGAGCAUUGCUCAUUUUUUGUGGGAAAAGAACAGAACCUGUACAUAAUUAAUGAAACUGAUCCGGUAUAUGUCAUCAUUUAUUAUUGACUGAUCAGAUAGUUCAAAAACAAAAUUAAUAUAAAUAACCUACAAUUGUAGUAUAGAAAAAUUAUUCCUCUUAUAGCCUGUAACCAUGGUUAGGUUGCAAUCCGUUUCCUCUGUUUUGUUAGUUGUGAGGCUAUUUAAAGCUAUCAUGAUCAUAAAGUGCAGGCCAGAACUAAGUGAAUAAAAAAUAUAAGCACAAUGCACAAUGUAUGCAUUUGGAAAUAUGUGUACAUGUGUCAGGCAGGAUGCAUAGAUGAGUCUGAGCUGAUGCACAUGCGUGUCUCAGGUGUAAUGUGUCAGUUACAUGUAAAAGCCAAACAUUGAUGCAUAAUAUAAAACUAAUGUACUUGCUUUGCAUCGGCAUUGUUUGCUUGCCAGUAAUAAUUCUUUCCUGCACAGUAAAGAGCCUUUAAACAAUAGAAUUAACUCAUUAAAGCAUGUUGGUUUACUUUGAUGAAUUGGUUCAUCAGUUCAUCAAAGUAAACCAACAGUUAAUUAAUGAUCAUUAAUUUUAAGUCUCGUACAUUCAGUGUUAAAGCUUCUCUUUGACUGAUGGCACUUUGGAAUUUUGCCCUCAAAACCAGUCAUUGACCAGUAGAACCUACAUGAAAAGGUAUACAGUAAUAUGGAUUUUUGGGAUGAAAGGAUUUUACCCCUGUUUGCAUUUUGGUUUUUUGGGUAAAAAUCCUUUUUGCAAGUAACUUACAUGUACAUGUAUCUGCCAUUCAUUGUUUUGACUUCUUUUCAAGGCUUUUUCUACUUUAUGUCAUGAUGCACUUCUUCAUGCUCGCACUAUGGGACUCCAUACUCUGUUCACAGACCAUUCUCUCUUUGGCUUUGCUGAUGCAAGUUCCAUCAUUACCAACAAAUUUUUACAGUUUUCACUGGCAGACAUUGAUCAUGUGAUAUGCGUCUCACAUACAAGGUUUGUAAUUCAUGGAAUUUCGCUGUGCAUUUGAGAGGAAGAGGCUGUACCUCUGGCAGGGUGUACAUGUACCCUUCAAUUGGGUGUGGUUUUAGACUUUGCAUUCUGACAGUAAAGUUUGCCAGGACUUGAAAAAAGUCCUGUCUGUCCUGUCUGGGUAUCCAAGUAGAUUUUCUUGUUGGCAAUUAACUUUUAAUCCUCAUUUGCUCAAACAGCAGACCAUCCAGGUUCAGGCAAGUUACAUGUAACUUCUAGCUAAAUCAUAAACUGUGACAAGAGUAGAAAGUAAAAUUUGUAUGCUUGUUGUCCUAAGAACAAACUUAAAUUCAAAGUUUCUUCAAGCUCAAAUUUUACUCUUUUGAAAUGCAAUGAAAGGGUUAUCACCUUCCAUGACGAAAGCUGCUAGACACUAAAAUCUAACAAUCUAUCACUAAAUGCUCAGAAUGGCAGUUUUCUCAAUCUUUUUGUGGUGAAUUAUUUGCUUUACCAGCUUGCUAAAAUACAAUGUUUGGACACGGCAAAUGGGUGUCGUGUAAAUAAAAUAAUGUAUUGUUUUUUCUGUAAUUUGGUUGCCUUUGUUUAGUAAAGAGAACACAGUGCUUCGUGCUUCUAUGAAUCCUCGUAUGGUGUCAGUAAUUCCUAAUGCUGUUGAUGCUGAUGUAUUUACUCCUGAUACUUCAAAGAAAACCAAAGGAAAAAGUGAGUUUUAUUGAUUGUUAAUGCCUGCAACGCAAGCGUAAUAUCCAAUUACUUAGGCAUGAUGCAUUGUGUCCUAUUAGUACAUGUACACUGUCUGGACGCUGUCUGAAAUCAAGAAUUUUUUUAAUAAUACCACAGUUUAAAUUACAUGGAUAAUAAUAUGCAUUUACAUUUGCAAUAAUUUUGAUUACUGCCUAACUGCAUAUUCAAAACUUCAUCAAAAAGACACAUCAACCAGCUUUAUCUUAUGUAACUGACAAGUUACUCUAGUUUCAAGACUUCAAUAAUUAAAUACUUUAUUGAGAGAGCUAUAAAUUAAAAUCUCCCGACCAUAAUAUGGCAGGGUACAUUAAAUCAUAAUUUAGUAUGAGGAGCCCAAUUUUUCAAGCUCUUUAGCUUCUAUUGGGCUUCCUUGCCACUUGAUCUAUUACAUAGUUAAGUCUGUUAAUGUUACAUUUAAUUUUGAACUAUGUUUGUAGCUUUUCCUGUCCUGUAAAUUUGCAUCUUAGGAAUAUUUUUAUUUCCUUUUUCUUUCUGUAAUAUUUAUUCUAUGUGGCAAAUGUAAAAUAAAUAAAUAAAAUGAAUUAUAGGGGUCAGUCAGCCAAAUCUAAUAUACUUUUAUUUGUAAUAACAUCUAUUACAAUUUAAACAAGUGUAAAAUAACUACACAUUUACAGUGCCAUAGUCAAAGGUUAACAUUAAAACUGCUUUAAUUUGUUUUAGUUACCAUUGUUGUUGUCAGUCGACUGGUUUACAGAAAGGGUAUGGAUCUGUUAGCAGGGAUAUUGCCUGUUAUGUGUUCCAACCACUCAGAUGUGCAGUUUAUCAUCGGUGAGUUUCCAAGAAGUCAUUUUGGAGUGACAAACGGUGUCUAGAUGGUGAUGGAUCAGUGUGAUGAGCAGAUUGUUGGGACAGGGCAAAAGAUAAUUAUGUGAGCAGGAAAAACAGUGAAGGGGCAGGUCAAAGUUUCUUUCCUGCUCUUCCUCCUUAUUAUUAUUAUUUUUUGCCAUUCCAUCUGAAUUUGCACCACACUCCACUAUCUGAAUGCCUGUAACAGGCUGCUAAGUGAGCAGAUACUGCAGUUUUCCUCAAAAAUUAACAUUCCAAAUUCAAGCAGGAAUGGCAGACCAGUAUGUAAAAGUACUACCUGAAAAUCAUUGUAUAUUUAUUUAUUUAUUUCAAUACCUCAUCUGUGGUAUUUGAGUUCUCAUGGGACAACAGACAUGAUGUUCUGUUUGGUUCUAUUGUUUCUUACCUGUUACAUAAAAAUUUACUGUAUGAUUUUCAGUAAUUAUAAUUUCUUUGUUAUUGUUUAGGUGGUGAUGGCCCAAAACGCACUCUCCUUGAAGAUGUUUGUGAGCAAUGUAAACUUCAAGACAGAGUUGAGUUUUUAGGCAAGUUGGAACAUGAAAAAGUUAGAGAUGUGAGUGUACCUUACGGUAAUCAUGUUGAAAUUUUACACUGCCAUAAUAUUGAUUGCAAAACAUCACUCGCAAAUAGGUAAUAGUAUUGUCACCAUCUGCGAACAAUUCCUAUACUACAAAUUAGAUACGGGAGACCCAGUCCAAGGCAUUGAGAAAGGGGAACUUCUAGCAGGGCUGCAAAUAUCAGUCUUUCAUCGGACAUUGGCCGACCAAAAUUUGCUAGUGUCUAACGAAAUCCCACCUGAGUGUUCGGAUAUUAUGUGUGGAGAAUUGAAAACAUGUUGUCGCUCAAAUAAUUAAUUCUGUAAAUGACUUUGAGGCUGUUGUUUUUAUCUUGUAUAUCCACAGACCUUGUAAGUAUUGUCUUUAUUUUUGGUUCUAUCCUUUUGGCACCUUUAAAUACCUUUCUCGUGUAUUUGUUUAUGUAUCUGUUUAGUUUUCACUGAACGAACCAUCAUGUUGUGUCGUGAUAGCGGGUUACAUUAUUGACAAACUACGUCGUGUAUACUAAUAUCUAUUGGUUGCAGUUUGCUACCAUUCUGUUUUAACCCAAUCGAAAUGUCUGUGCUUUAAUUGUCCUCUACCAGUCUAGAUUAUCUUUAACAGAAAUUCUGACAGCAAUAUAAUAAUGUUUUUCUAGGUUCUUGUCCAAGGUGACAUCUUUCUUAACACUUCACUCACAGAAGCGUUCUGUAUUGCCAUUGUUGAAGCAGCUAGUUGCGGGUCAGUAACAGUGUCUGUCAAUUUUCAAGUACUGUACUCAGUGCCAUUGUGCUUGAUAAGUUUGUUGUUAAAUAGUUGGAAUGCCUGUUUACUCUCCUACAGCUGUACUUUCGAUUUGAUGUGGUGGCUGGGAUGUCUGUUUACUCGCUCAUCUUUCAUUUGAUAGGGCAAGUGGGAUGCCUUUUUUCUAACUUUUCGUCUUUGUCCCUGGAAUUUUAUGCAGUCUUCAGGUUGUCAGCACCAGAGUGGGUGGGGUCCCUGAGGUUUUACCUAGCGACAUGAUCAAAAUGGCGGAACCAAGUGUUAAAUGUAAGUUAGGGCGAUAGUUAUAGAAGUAUUAUUUCAGCUGUUAAAUCCCUAUACAUAAAAUACGCUAGUGUACAAUACUCUUAAAUGUCAGAUUCUGUUUAAGGACUUGCUACUCGGAGCGAAUGGUUUCAUGAUUAUAGCGUCCGCUUCCCGUAUUUAUGACAUACCGAGCCAUCAUCACGCAUUUCGCCUUUUUUUCGCGGAUUGUUUAGACUCUCAACAUUGGUAAUUUUCUUAGUCAAACUGUCUCUUGUUUUUCUUCAAACAAGGUAAUCUUCAGAAAUCAUUUCGGACAGACACAUGAAAAGCCUUGUGCUCACCAUUAUUCUAUCAAACGACAAUGCGUUAAAUCAAACUCUUUCCAAAGUUCAAAUAAUAAUGCGUCUCUAUAAUAAAACGUCCAUAGUAUUUAGAAUUACCUGUAUCUUCUGGCGUGGAGAUUGACCCUUCAACGCCUGUAUCUAAAUAUUAGAUAUUUAUUAUUUAUAGAUCCCUGUUUUGUUUAGCCAUGAAUGGAAAAAGCGAUCUCCCAGUCCUAAAAACUUAUCAUGCAAUGCUACGCACAUUGACGGGUGAGGAUUUUUCACUUUUUAUGUAUUAAAUAUUUCAGCUCUUUUGGUGGCGUUGGAAAGCGCUGUUCAAGACGCGCGUGACAACAGAGUGGUUCCAGCCGAUGAGGCGCAUGAACGGAUAAGAACCAUGUAUACGUGGCAGAACGUGGCCAGGCGUACGGAAGUAGUAAGUGACACAUUGCACGCGUUGUAAACUUAAAAGUUUCAAUUUUAUUUCAGGAAAAUUUACAAACCUUCUCUAUCCGCAAACAACAGGGCUAAUCUUGGCAGGUAGAGCAAAACAGAUAGCUUACUCACUCAUUCUCUUCAUUCCGAGUGGCACAUAAGGCCUCUACUAGUUUUUCCUGUCGAAGUUUCAGUAACAUAUUAUGUGGUUUACCCCAGGCCUGAAAGACAAGGGUACUGUUUAGCGUGGUCCCUCUCUCACAGACCAAUCCAACAUGGUUGAACCUGCCACAAGCAAAAGCAUCCCCUGGCAAACACGUAGCUCUAGGGGAUGUAAGGGCACGCAUUCCUCCAAUCCACGUCAAGGCACUGCACCAGGGGAGGGUGGUGCUGUGGCUUGUGGUUUAGUGUGUUUAUCUACUUGCAGACCAAUCUGGGUUCAUAAUAAUAAAAUUAUGAGAAAUUUCAGCCCGGUUUCCGAGAUGAGAAGAGGUCAAAGAUCCUGGGGACGAUUUCUUGCGCCAAGUUCGAGAAACAAAGCAAACAUGGCGAAACACAAAAAUUACAACUUUCCCGCCUAUCAGUAUGACAAUGCAUCCGACUCUCUUUUAACGGACAGGGUGCUUACCAUUUACACAAACCACCCAGGUGGAAAUCUUGCGCAUAAACAUAAAACUAUAAAAGGGGACGUGGUAGAAGAACGACCCGAUACAAAAUACUUCCAAAUCAUCUGAACAGAGUAAAUAGAGUAGGAAAAGCUGCAUCGCCUCAAAUCACAGCCCAUAUUUUCUGAAGCUUUCCAAAAGGAAUGGCGCGAACCAUUUGAUUUUCCAACUAGAAUUUCCGGUUUUUCCAUGUAAAUAGUAAGUACCCCUAGAGUCAGUGCCUGUUUUUGUUUACUUCAUUUUUUUCACUCACUAUAAGAGGGACAUUACUCUUAGAAAGACACUUAGUGCCAGUCACAGCAGAGGUGUCCGCCUUAGUACGACCGAGAAAAUUGACUGUACUCUGCCUGAUUGACGUGUAAUCACCCAACUUCUCACUCACUUUCACUAAAACACGCCAUCCUCUCCCUUUCCUUUUUUAGCUAGAGCCCCGUGCAAACGACGAACGCAACAUUGUUGGCCAACAGCUCCCAGUAUUAUUGGAUGUUACAUGUUGCGUGGGUUUGCAAACCCUGUUGCAGGUUGUUGCUUGUUGAGAGUUGUUGCGCAAAGUUUGAAACCGGUCAAGCUUUUGAGCCACCAACUCCCAAAAUUUUUUUUCCGUGAUCUUCGAAGAGUAGCGCAACAAUCAAGGUCCCAACGUUGUUGGGAGUUGCUGCAUCCGUUUGCACGUAGCUUAAUUGUGUUAACUGUAAUUAACGAUCACGAACAGGUUUUGUUUGUUCUUUUAUUUUCAGGUUUACGAUGUAGUUAGCAAUGUUCCUCCUGUUUCAUUUGAUCUGAGAUUGAAAAGGUAACAAUUCUUUGCCUCCACAAACAUUUAUAUCCCUUAACCCCUUCUCAAAACAGACCUUCUUCACAACACCCGCCUUCCUUGCAUGCACUUCGGGACUGAUGAGAUAAAAGCUAUGUCACGUGAUUUCUCGGGGGGGAAAGAGUUAAAAUCUGCUGAUAAAAGAAGUCGCGGUCGAGCAUUUUCAAUUUUGACAGCAGAAAUGAAGAAAUUUUUAUCUUAAAGAUGACAAUUAUAGCAAAUUAUGGGUCGAAGUGAUCACUGUUACUCCUUUGGAUGCAGUAGCAACCGCAUAUCUCCUCAAAGCAGACAAUAAUGACGUAGAACUUGUCGAAACUCGAACUGUACAUUUUGCAAGACUAAAAUCGUCGUCUCGUUUUGACAGACUAAACAAACCGCGAUUACUCGUAUUACAAAACUUUAUAACUUGUUUGUCCCCUGAAGUUUACCACGUGACAUUGCUUUUAUCCCAUCACUUAUACUACAGCGCUACAAAGAUGGCGGGUAUCGUCGCGGUGAAUAAGGUCUAUUACCUUGUUUGCAUUUUACCUUGAUUUAUCAUUGGUUGAUAAUCAACGAAUCAGAGACGAACGUUUCUUUUCAACCAAUCAGUUGCUUAACAGUUGCUUGAUCCCAAUUGUCUCUUCCUUUGCUUGAGCUGCCCAUUUUUUAUACUUGAAUAAGAGACAAUUCUUUCUGUUUAUUGAGUUUUAAAUUGUCUGAAUUACUUUUUACAACGCAGUUAUCCUCGGCGUUUUUUUGUUGCAACCUAUCUGUUACACAAAAAAUUGCCUAGUAUAAUACCCUGUAGAAUAAACAUGUCAGUGUUGCGAUAAGUGUUGGAAACGAGUGUUGCAUAAAGGAGAAUCAAGUUCUACUUCGUGCAACGAGUUUGGCAAUGCUGCAACUCUGCAACAUUGCAAGGAACAUUUUAAGGGAAGUUGUCUUCUGCAACUUGUCUCACAGCGGCACGAGAAAAAUGUGCCUAAACAGGCUCUAUCACAUUAACCGCUUUUCGCUUUCCUGGGCUUUUUGUACUUGUAACUUGUUUUCUGCUCUUUUCUGUUUGGUUGUAUACUACAACCAGUUCCAAAAGUACUUGAGACACUGUACCGUAUUUUGGCUUAAAUGGCCUUGUCCAUGAUCUUGUGUUUGUAAUCCCCCCUCCACUCCUUAUCAAAGUUGCGAGCAAUACAAGACCAUGCUCAAAACUUGGAGGAACAACUUUGAAUGGAGGGCAGGAGGGAGGUCAGCAUUACGGUAUCUCACAGACCUGUGACUAGCACCGAUUUGAAGCGAGAAAGGUCUUUUUUUCGUCAGACUGUCUCGAUAUUUUGCAACUGGUUGAAGCUUCUUGUUGAGAAAAGUAUAAUAAAAUCUUGACGCCACGGGCGUAGAACAAGGAUCCCCAACGAAAAGAAACGCCCGAACACCAUGCGGGUACCAUAUUUACUAAGCAGCUGAGACCCGCUUGGCGUCCUGUAAACUGCGACGAUAAACAAUGUGGAUAGUUUAUUCUGUGUCGAUAAAUAAUAAAACCCUUGAGAAACAUUAAGUUUGAUAUUGAAUGAGAAAUAUAAAAUAAAAGUCAUGUCGUGAGGGUGGGACAAGAAGGUUUACAAGUAAGACUCUACCAUUAAAUUUUUAUUUGAACUUUCAGAUUAUAUCAUUGUGGCCGUGUUGCUGGGAAAAUAUUUUGUGUUUUAGCUGUUAUUGACCUCUUUUUACUAUGGUUUCUCGACUGGCUUUUUCCUAGAAAGGUGCGUCUACUUUUCCUUGCUCAAAGAUAAUCCGCCACUUAUUUACAGGUAUAAUUAAACUAAUGACUGAGUUUUGAAAGAUUCCUUGCUUAAAAGAUCUUUUCUUGCUGCUUCGCCCAUCCAGGCCCCAGUUUUUCGAAAGGCACAAAACGUUGUCCAGUGGAUAAAUCUCGAUCCAGUGUACAAAUCAAUUGGUUACCCUAAUACUUAUCCACUGGACAGUGAUUUAUCCGGUGGAUAGUGUUACCCACCUUUUAAACAACUGGGGCCAGAACAACUAGUCAUAUGAAAUCUGCGUCAUGGGAAACGUACUUCUCAAUGAUGUGAUACAGGAAUCUCAGGCUCUUGAAACUAGACCUAGCUUGAGGACCAACUAUUGCUGUCGGAUUUUCGGAGUUAAUUGUACGUUUCAAUCUACAAUUUUCUGUUAAUAACUACUUAGUAACAAGACUUCUUAUAGGUAUGGAUUUAGAGCUAUUUAGCUUUUAGUUUACCUCCUCUUUGUAUCCACCAAAGGUGCAUGGUUUUUUUCUCAAUUGGCUUCAAACGUUACAUCAAGAGCCAUUUUUCCAGCCUACGUGUGACGCGAGUAAAAUACCUUGAAAUUAGUGCCUAGCAUAAUGUUUCUCGCUUUUCCAAUUUCAUCUGUCGCUUCUGAUUGAUGCAGGUUUGAUCCCACCUCUUCCUCCUCACCCGCUUCGUUCGCACUUUGUUCGCAAACAAAGGCCAGCGCGAAACGCGAGGGCUAGGUAACCUGGCCCAAAGGUCCACUGGAAGGAGAAAGAGACUUGAUACCAUUUACAUGAACAAACCGGUCGGUUAAGGUGGCUCGACUGGAUUUUUUGGGGUUGAUACCUCCCAAGUUUGAGCAUUAACUACGUCGGCAUGAGUAAAGAUAUGGAAAAAAGGGUCCUUUUUGAUGCAAAUUCUAUCUUUUUGCUAAAUGUGCACGUGUAUAUGAAACUUAAAAACAAUGCUAGUGAAUAAUGAGGACGCUCGCUUGUAAACACAAAAUCUGGGGGGAAAAUUGGCUAUAUUUGAGGCCCUAUUUAAAAGUCUUCCCUGUUUUCAAUGUUCUUAAAACUUGCAGGAAAUAUUUCUUGACGAUUGAUCUCGGGAUUGUCGAAUUUAUAACAAAAUUUAUCGAGCAGUUUUUGGAAAAAUGCAAAAUUUUUAGGCAUGGACCAAAUUACCUCCAAAAACUGUAUCAAAAGCAUCUGAAUGUAAGUUAAUAAAAUCCUUCUUACUCGCGAUCGCCCAGAGCAAUUCCCCUCUUUUUUUGUAUGCAGUUUUCAAUGGAAUCAAACCACUAUGGGAUGAAGCCGCGUUCCCAAAGCUUAUCAUUUUCUUAAAAUAUUAGCGAAUGUUGCGGUUAGCAUGCUAUUCCACUGUUAUUAUGAUUCUUAAAACUGCAUUUCAGAAUAUUUCGAAAACGCUCUCAUGGAAUUUCUUCAAAAUUUGCCAUAAUGGAGGUAAUUAUGGCAGGUACAUACUCCCUUAAGCGAUUUCCUCAAAAAAACUCCUGGUACAGAGAAACACAACGAUAAAUGAAAAACGUAAUGGCAACGUUACGUUGCCAUGGCGACUCCGAUUGCAAUAAAAGCCAGAUCGUAAGAAAUUUUCAUCAUUAUAUAAUACAGUUGUGGUAACCUUUUUUCCAUAUCUUCACUCAUGCCGAUGAGUUAAUGCUCAAACUUGGGAGGUAUCCCCCUCAAAAAAUCCAGUCAAGCCACCUUAAGGUGACUCGACCCAGUUAUUUUGUGAGGGCCCCAUCCUACUUUGAAGCUCUCUGGUAUCCCCACCUUUAUCUUGAUCGUAAGUCUAACAUAUAGCAUGGAUAACAUAUAGAUCAAUCUACAAUAUAGCAUAAAAUGUUUGGCGAUCGGAGUGAAUGUCACGUGAGUCGAAAUUUUGCUGUUGCCGGCAUUUUUUCGUGAAAAUCUCUCGGCUACAUAUUGUGCGCAUUAGUGCCUUUCGUUGAACAGAGUUUCACCAAAAUUUCACCCAAUGUGAGAAAUUCAGCGGUUUGAAAAUUUAGGUCAUAAUUAUGUGAAAAUGAUAAGCAAACUUUACACGAUUAUAUCUAAUAAACUAUGAGAUUUGUCCCUACAUUUUGGGGAUCUUAGCAGAUGGGUCCUUGCAAGCCAGAAAAAAGGCUUAAGGGCCUUGUAAAUGCGCGCGAUUUCGAGCAAUGCAAACAUACAGAAAUUAAAGAUUUAGCUCUUUGUUGACGUUUGUCAGCGUUUAAGAGUCCUUCUCACGAAAAAAGCAUUUUGUUGAAAAUUCGUAGUUUUUUUCCUUCAAAUUUUUUCAGGGCCACUAUUGAUUAACUAACUACCCGGAUUCUGAAUUUCAUGGUCAUUGAAAAACUGUGACAUUAUCUUCUAUAAGCCCAAACUUGAGUAAACAUUGAAGAUUUUUAGCGUUUUGGCUGAGUUUGUGCUUUGGGAGUUGUCUAUUGUUUCUAGUCUGUUAUUAUACAGCAUUCUUGUUCAGCACGCGUGCAAUGACCGCGCUUGGCUGACUUCCGAAUGCUCACCUGCUUCUUCCUGAAACAANAAUGUUUGGCGAUCGGAGUAAAUGUCACGUGGUUAUAGUGCCACGCCUCUUUGGGGUCUGAGUCGAAAUUUUGCUGUUGCCGGCAUUUUUUGGUGAAAAUCUCUUGGCUACAUAUUGUGCGCAUUAGUGCCUUUCGUUGAACAGAGUUUCACCAAAAUUUCACCCAAUGCGAGAAAUUCAGCGGUUUGAAAAUUUAGGUCAUAAUUUAUGUGAAAAUGAUAAGCAAACUUUACACGAUUAUAUUUAAUAAACUAUGAGAUUUGUCCCUCCAUUUUGGGGAUCUUAACAGAUGGGUCCUUGCAAGCCAGAAAAAAGGCUUAAGGGCCUUGUAAAUGCGCGCGAUUUCGAGCAAUGCAAACAUAUAGAAAUUAUAGAUUUAGCUAUUUGUUGACGUUUGUCAGCGUUUAAGAGUCCUUCUCACGAAAAAAGCAUUUUGUUGAAAAUUCGUAGUUUUUUUCCUUCAAAUUUUUUUCAGGGCCACAAUUGAUUAACUAACUACCCGGAUUCUGAAUUUCAUGGUCAUUGAAAAACUGUGACAUUAUCUUCUAUAAGCCCAAACUUGAGUAAACAUUGAAGAUUUUUAGCGUUUUGACUGAGUUUGUGCUUUGGGAGUUGUCUAUUGUUUCUAGUCUGUCAUUAUACAGCAUUCUUGUUCAGCACGCGUGUAAUGACCGCGCUUGGCUGACUUCCGAAUGCUCACCUGCUUCUUCCUGAAAUAUUUUUAUAUGACGCUGGGUUCAGUUUGAACGAACUUUUUUUUAAUGCCUUAUUACGCUUGCCUUUUCAGAAUAUUGACAUUGCUCGUUCUUACCACGAUCACCACCACGGAUGGAAAUCGGAAGACGAUAGAACACCGAGCGGUUCCGCAAGAGACACGUCUUCCUCAUUUAGAGAACAACGGCUAAAUAAUUACUGUUUGGGAAGAUAA
Molecule: messenger RNA, 14406 nt
Organism: Porites evermanni
Lineage: Eukaryota; Metazoa; Cnidaria; Anthozoa; Scleractinia; Poritidae
Source: the annotation of a GenBank genome assembly